UCUCUUGGCAACGACUCUUUCCUCGUCACUUCUCCUCCCACUCUCAGUCUAUUUCGCCCUCCGAACCACGGGAUCACCUUUCAGAAUUGUCUCGUUACUCUUCAUCAUAAUCCGUCAGCGGGAGGAUGUCUUGGAGUGCCCCUGUGGUGGGAACCACACUCUAUCCACCGCCUUCAUACCCCACUGGACAGCCUGGAUAUAAUGCUCAACAGCCACAGCCAGCGCCGCAAGCCAGUUAUGGACCAUACCCUGCUGCACCUCCGUAUGCUGGCACGGCACCCCAGCGGCCGCCCGAUACUCGGCCGCCGAAGAAGAAAGGUAACCCGAUAAUCACUCGAUACCCUCCCCCUCCGGGAUAUCGUGGACCUGCACAACCGCAGGCACCUUAUGGUCAGAACCACCAACAGGCACCCCAACCUCCAUAUGGGUUAGGUUAUGCUGCUCCCACCACUUAUCCUGCGCAGGGUUAUUCUGCCCCUACCGGUUACCCCCAGGGUUACACAUAUCCACCCUCCGCAUAUGGACAACCUCCAGCCUAUCCACCACAGCAGCCCUAUCCUCAGCAACCUUAUGCAGGUGCGCCUGCAUAUCAAUACCCACAGCAAGGUUAUCCGCCCCCCCAGGGAUAUACUCAGCCAUCAACGGCCUAUGCAGGAGCUCAAGGUUACUCAGCUCCCCCAUACGCGGCCCAGCAAGCGACAUAUGCAGGAUAUCCACCACAGCCUGCCGUAGUGGACCCCAGCCAGCAGCCGUAUGCUCAGCCCCACGGGUGGCAGCAGCAUGGUACACAGGCCCCAUAUCCGACGUCCGUCGCUUAUAACCCACCGGCAGCCAAUGGAGACCCCAGCGCUGCACCAGCACCGACCGGAACACAUUCUGGACAUCCUGGCUCGACACAAGAUCCUGCACCUGCUCCCGAUCCGAAUAACCCUGCUACAGAAGAUAGUGAGAAGAAGCCCCUGUAUCUAGGCUGGGAUGACUGGGACUUCGAUUUUGAAGGUGCCAUCUGGCCCAAGGCCAAUGAACCUGUGGAUCAGAAUCUGAGUCUGGGUGUUAUUAUCUGGAGACCCGCGAAACAAGUGACGCGAUGUCUACCAGCCUUCUUCGAACAGGCCGAAGAGCAGGCGUUGAAGGCCCCUGCACCGAAACUGGGCAAUGGAGAGUCCGUGUCCGAGUACUUCUCGUUGGAAAAUGCCCACCAGGCUUUCCUCAAUAUCCGACAGACAGACGAUUGGCAUAAGAUCAAAAAUGACCCUGUUUUUGUGGUAUUCCCUGAAGAGAAGGACAUGGAACUCAUCACACUGGAGGAAUGUAUAGCCAAACGUGAUAGACCAGAUGAACCGUUGGAGCUUCGGGAGUCCGAAGACGAGGAGAUGCAUGAUUCUAAUUGGAGUGUAAUGGACAACCUCGAACAAGCCCUGUCCGGCAAGCCCGAGGAUGCACAGCCUUCAGGUCUUGACCGUUCGAAAGCACCAAAGUCCAACCAAGAGCAAGAAGAUAUCCUGGCCAGACUUGGAGUAACCGGAUCUCCGAAGCCGCCGUCUGACGAACCCAUCGAGAUUCCUUUCUCUCUGCUGGAGAAGACAGCAAAUGCCGCACUUCCGCAGAAAGCGCUGGUGCCGCCACCUCCGCCACAACACCCUCCGCCCCCUUCAUCGGUGGCCCAUGCGCAACGCAAUCUAUCACCCAACGGGCCGCAGUACGAUCCUUGGAACCCGUCCAAAGGCCAGACAGUGCAGAAUGGUCAGGCAAGCCCUCCGAGGUCGGAAGCUAGCAACGGUACCUAUGCGGGAUCCGAUUUUGCAGAAAACCCUAUCAAUGGCGUGGACAAUGCGGAGAAAACGACCGAGGCCUACAAUGCAGGCCCGCAGCCAACCGCGGAUCUGGAACGGGCUGAUAGUUCGAUCUCGAGAAAGCGAAGCCAUGGGGAGACUGAAACUUCAGAAGACACCUUGCGCCAGCAGGGCGAUCAUGCCAAACGCAAACGACGGUCCGAAGUGGAUUCAGUAUAUAGUCGCCGCUAGCAGUGGGAGUUCAAGGCAGCCAUUAGGCAAGCCAUUCGGCCGCCUGGUUCUGGUUCUUUUCAGAAAACUACCGGCUGGCCCGAUGAAACGGUGCACUGCGAUGGUCACCUUGAUGACCUGUCGCUACGACUAACGUAGCAGCACUCCACAGAAUAGACGCUUAGAGCAAGAGUACGUGGAGCUAAAUGGCGCGCCGGGGGUAUGCCGCGUUGAAGUAUGACGACCAUCUGGCUUGUCCGGGUGCAGUUGGUGUUUAGGUAUUUGAGUUUUUGCUUUUCUAUAUAUUGAAAGGGGAGUCUGUUUCUUGUUUUUACUUAUCCUUCUCUGGUGUCACUU
Westerdykella ornata is the source of this 2360-nucleotide messenger RNA. RefSeq lists its product as uncharacterized. Lineage: Eukaryota; Fungi; Ascomycota; Dothideomycetes; Pleosporales; Sporormiaceae. The record is from RefSeq and is a predicted model, not a curated record. The transcript has 3 exons. The coding region runs from base 126 to 2024 and encodes 632 amino acids.